UGUCUCUUCCUUCUUCUCCCAGGCUAAAAGGGGGAGAGCGAAAUGACCCUCUCUCGUCUUCUUUUACCUAGAUUACGAUCAAGAAUCAACAUUUUAGAAUGUAGAAGAUGGUGUUCUUCAGUGAAUAAUAAGGGCGGAAUUUCGCAGUCAUUAAAGAAAUCAGAAGUGGAGCAGCAGAAUGCCAUGGCUGUGGAGAUAUUUGAAAAGAAGCAUAUUACUGAAGAUGAAGGAGUCUUUCCUAGAGAAACACAUGUCCAGAAGGAAGUAGGUGCAUGGAAUAAUUUGGUAGGCAUUCUUCAAAGAACUAAAAAGAAGUUUCUUGGAAAUCAUAUGGAACAGAAGAGCAGUAGCACUCAUGCAUUAGCUUCCACUUCUGAUCUUAAGGAUUCUGAUAAUGUUGUAUCUGCUGAUAGUCAUGAUAGCGGAAGUAAGAAUAACCUUAAGAUUACAAUUCAUUCAGAAAAGACAUCUGUAGCUGAUAAGGAAGAAAAUGUCGACAGUGAAACAUCUCAGUCUUCUUAUGCAGACAUGAGUGAACCUUUGGAGGUUGUUAAUAUGAAAAACACUUCAAAUUCUGCUGCGCCUGAAGAAUUAUUAAAUGUUUCCUCAAAAGAAUGUGAAGAAAUCGCUGGCCAAAGAGUAAAUGGCAUGUCUUCUGGUGCCUCAUCUAUCUGUGGAAAAGCCAAUUGCAAUGACGGUGUUCAACUUGGUAACAUUUGCCACCGUCCAGAGUUAGUUGAGAAAGAGAGAGAACCAUUGUUAGCUGAGGAAGCAUCAUCAAGUGUACAAAUCAGUUCUAGUGGAGAGAUCCUGUCAAAAUAUGAGGAAGACAUUAUGGAGUCGUGUAAAUUUUCGUCAAAGUUAAAACUAGAAAGGAGUGAUACCUCUGAUUCAUCUUGUGGCCCAGAGAGGGUGGCCAACUUACUAGAUGUUUCUCAGGAAAAGAGAAAUAAUGAAUCAGAGUUGGAGGGUAAGAAUGACCAAAUGCAAAAAGAGGAAGUAAUAUCAGAAAUUGUUUCAAUUUUGAAGAAGAAAGGAACAUCCAAUCUCGAGCAGGUUGCAUAUUCUAAUAGUUUCUUGCCGAGCGAAGCAACCAACAAAUGGCGGGAUGUUCUUGUUAAAAAAUCAGUUUUCUCUGCUAGUGAACACCGCCCAUCCGAAGACAUCUCUAGUCCUAUCUUAAUUUCUAAGUCCAAAAUGGAGGAAAUUUCAUCAGUAUCCAGUAAUUCUUUUCAGAUAAUGAGUUUAGGGGAUCACGACAUGGAGACUGAUCAUGGAGCAGGAGAUCAGAUUGUCUACCCAAAGAGUGAACAAUCUGUAUCUAGAGAGUUUGAGCAUCUUAAUGAAACUUCUCAGAAUACAUUCGGAAAGAGUGGUGUCAUAAAGAGCUUAAUAGAAUGUAUCAGCGAUCUGCCACCUCGGGAGCCAUCUGUUGUUAGGACUGAGGAAAAUGUUGUCGACAGAAGUGUUGACAGUUCUAGGGAAAGGACUGCAAAUAGCAGUAUUGAAGCAGAAACUGAUAAGCAGACAUUUGACAGGAAAGAAAGUAAGACUUCAUCUCCGGGUGUGGUUGGAAAGAAGGAAAAGAGUAGACGAUCUAACACAGUCCUCGAAUAUCUGAACAGUGGGGUUGAUUUCUGCAAGUCAAUAGAAACUAAGGGUGAGAAUGCCUCUUUUUCUGAAAAUUUAUCUGAUGAAAACAAAGUGACGGUAAAGUUUGUGAACUUAAAAGCUACAGAAAGUGAUGUCUCUAACGCUCUCAAGAAAUUUGGGGCUAUUAAGAAGGUUGUAUUCCCAAGUGUCAAAUCAACUAAAUUUAAAGUUGCACAUGUUUAUUUUGAGUCAGAAGAAGGAAGGCAAAAGGCUCUUGAAACGUCUGAUGUGAGCAUGGCGAAAGUAGUACUAGUUUUGGAGGCCACUUCUCCUCCGAAAGGGAAAGAGAGGAUGCGUAUACCUGAUUUAAUUGGCUGUCCAGACGUUCCUACCUCGUUAGUAAAGCAUCCCCCAAGGACAGCUAUGAUAAAAAAUUUGAAACACAAUGUGUCCUUUCAUGACAUUGAAAAAGCGCUCGCCUUCUGCAGAAGCAAUAUCACUGGAAUCUUCUUUGGUUCGUCAAGCUCUAUUGCUUAUGUGGAAUUUGAGACAGUUGAGGACAAAGAAAUUGCUGUUGAGAAGGCUUCUUUGAUUGUUCUUGGAGAAAGACUACCGAUCUUAAGAAUUGAUACACCAAGAACAACCACUAUAAGGAUAUCAAAUAUCCAUUUUCCACUGAGUAAACUGGUUUCCGUUUGCCGAUCUUUUGGAAAUGUUAGGGAAGUCCUCCAAAGAGCUAGCAACAUCGUAGAUGUGCGGUUCGAUUUUGCUGAAUGGCCAAGAAUGUUAAAGAUUUUAAACAGGCUGAACGGAGUUGAAGUAGAUGGUUGCCAGUUGGUCGCGAAGCCUGCACCUGUCUAUUCCCCUAAUGUCCUUAACGUUCUCUGGAGUCAACCGGAGGGGAGAAGACAUUUGAAAACCACGUUCAACGACAUGCUACUGAAAUUCGGGGGAAAAGGUGUGGGUGCAGUUGCUAUGACAGAAGUUGUAGACAACUUUUAUACUGAUGCACAAGAAAGAUAAUUAUUCUAUGUACAUUUAUAGAUGGUAAGGUAUGAUCUUAGCCAUAGUGGAAAAUCCCCAAAUCAUAGGACCACAGGUGAGGAUUGUUGUGGACAAGGACUUGCUUUACCCUGCUAUCUAUUACUAUAAGAGUAAACAAUGGCAACAACUACACUUUAGUCCCAAACAAGUUAGGGUCGGCUUUAUUAAUUCUCACUUCUUCAGCAGAAAUACCAGGAUGAGAAAAUGUGGGAUUGUAUAUUUGUUUGGUAAUUAAGGUUUUUAGGGAUGGCAUAUAGUAAUAGCUAUUUUUAAAUACCAGAAUCGAGCUUUGCAGCUCAUGUAUGCAAUGUAGAAGUUGUAACUUCUAACAUCAAUGUAAUGGCUAAUGUUUUUCUUUUUUCUUAUCUA
Messenger RNA from Nicotiana tabacum (common tobacco), 3006 nucleotides. RefSeq lists its product as uncharacterized. Lineage: Eukaryota; Viridiplantae; Streptophyta; Magnoliopsida; Solanales; Solanaceae. The record is from RefSeq and is a predicted model, not a curated record. Gene Ontology annotation, molecular function: RNA binding.